This is a messenger RNA of Monoraphidium neglectum, 1938 nucleotides long. RefSeq lists its product as hypothetical. NCBI's taxonomy places the organism in Eukaryota, Viridiplantae, Chlorophyta, Chlorophyceae, Sphaeropleales, Selenastraceae. The transcript is spliced from 8 exons. Gene Ontology annotation, cellular component: nucleus. Bases 1 to 1938 code for a protein of 645 amino acids. The record is from RefSeq and is a predicted model, not a curated record.
AUGAGGCACACACCGCAGACAUCAUCACCGCUGCUGCGAUAUGUAGCUGCUGCAGGCGCCCCACCGUGGCGAUGGGGCGCACCCGCGCUCGCUGCCGCUGCUGUCCGCCUCCUGCAACAGCGCGCCCUCGCCAGCGGCGCGGCGGCAGGUGCCCAGCAGGCCGAGGCCGCAACGGCCGGCGCUGCUGCAGCUUGGCUAGACAUCUCUGAGGGCCGGCUGGGCGUGUGCAGCGUCCCCGUGGCCGGUGACACGCAAGCCCCAGCAGCUGUGCAGGCCGCCUGGCUCGGCCUGCGGCGGGCGCUGGGCGGCGCCGCGCCGACCUUUGUGCUGCUCACCACAUCCUUCGCGCACGGCGUGCACUCGCCGCUCGCUUUCCUGGCGGCCCAGCUGUCCGAGUGCCGCGACGGCGCGGGGCACGGGCCGCCCCUCGUCGGCUGCACUGCGCCACUCUGGUUGCCCGGCGUCGGCCCUCAGAGCCCCCUGCCAAACGCGAGCACCUCCAUCGCAACGGCCACCACGAGCAGAGGCGGCGGCGGCAGUGGCGCAGGCGCCGCGCCCCGCCAGGGGCUGGACCUGCAGCAGCAGGGGCCGCCCGGGCCCGGCCCCAAGCGGCUGCGGCACCACGUGACGCUGUCGGGCGCGGCGCUGCCCGGCUUCACCGGCCACCUGAUCCCCUGGCAGACGCACGACUCGCUGCCGUGGCUGCCCUACCGCGGCCACCGCCUGGCGGGGGCGCACCCGCAGGUGCUGCUGCUCGGCCACCCGGGCUCCACGGAUCACAUGGAGUCGGUCGUGAGGCUGCUGCAGCGGUUCGAGGGCCUGUUUCCGGGCUCCGCCCUGGCUGGCGUGGUGGCCGGCGCCGUGGACCCACGCAUCAGCACCGCGCCGGCUGGCAGGGACGAGCAGCAGCAGCAGCAGCAGCAGCAGCAGCAGCAGCGGGCGGCGCCCCAAAAGCAGCAGCGGGCGGGCCGCAGCCACGUCGUGCGGCGCGCCCCAGGGGCCCGGGCGGCGGCCGCGGCGGCGGCGGCCGCCGCUGAGCCGUUGGCUGCAGGGGCCGGCGAAUCGGACGAGGACCGAUUCGCCGGCGGCAGCGGCGGCUCGGAAAAUGGCGCCGAACCAAGCCAGAACGGCAGCAGCAGCAGCAGCAGCAGCAGCAGCAGCAGGUCCACGGCAGACAGCAGCAGGGCACUGCUGUUCCUCGCGGACGCGAGCGGCGCCGGCGGGGGCGGGGAGGUCCGCAGCGCCACUUACGACAGCGGCCUCUGCGGGCUGCUGCUGGACCCGCCGCGCGGGGGCCCCAGGCUGGCGGAGCCGAGCGCGGCGGCGCUGCUGCGGCUGGUGCUGGGGGCGCAGCGGCUGGGCAGCCGGUCGCUGGGGAUGACGGUGAUGCCGGACGCGCUGCGCGAGCAGGUGGGCCCAACCCAGGAGCUGGCCGCCGCCUUUGCCCCGCCCUGCCCGCGCCACCCGGACCGCUGGGUGCACGUGCAGACAACGCCGCCGGGCCUACAGGGCGAAGGGGGCAUGGCGCCGCAGCAGGCCGGCGAGCUGCCGCUGUUUGUGCUGGCCAGCCCGGUAGCAGGCGCGUUCUGGCCGGGGCUGUGGCCCGGGGAGGAGCAGGUGGUCAACGUUUUCGAGGGCCGUUACAAGCUGCUGGUGCGCGCGGCGCUGGAGCAGGCCAACGCGCAGGGGCAGGGGCAGGGGCAGCAGGAGGGGUGCGGGCAGCAGCAGCAGCAGCAGCAGCAGCAGCAGCAGCAGCAGCAGCUGCAGCAGCAGCAGCAGCAGCAGCAGGCUCGGAAGCGGCGGCAGCACGAAGACACAGCCGACGCCUGCGCAUCGCACGACGCCGCCGCCGCCGCCGCCGCCCCCGCGGCCGCUGUGAUAGCGCACGCUGCCCGGCACGUUUGGGCUGGCGGCGGCGCAGGUGCAGUGGUUGGAUGA